AUGUCGACAUCUGACCCCGAACAGAGCUGGGGUGCCUAUGAGAAAAACACGGUGGUCAAACCCACAGUAUGGCAACGCUUCCAGGCACACAUGAAGAAAUGGUGGUGGGUAUACUUGAUUGCAAUUAUUUGCAUAUUUUUGGUGAUUUUCCUGCCAUUAAUUUACGUCGGAAUCCCGCACUUGGCUGACGAGUACAUCAAUAAAUAUCAAUACGAUGAAACCGGCCUGGCCAUCACAAACCCUCGACCCACUGCCUUCCAUCUCAGCCAGUCUCAGAAGAUUGGGUUAGGCGGUGGUUUGAGUGAAAGCGGAUAUCUGUCACAAUUCAAUGCGACGAUCAGUACGACCGACGGCCAAGACUUUGCAGUCUUUCCGCUGCCUGAAAUGAAAAUUAGCAACGGCGCUCAGUUGGAUAUUGACCAAGACCUCGAAUUAUCCUGCGUCGAGUGCUUAUCCAAUUUGGUCACUCAACUAGCGACCAAUCACAGCAUAUCGAUGCUGAUUAAGGGACAUCCCAAGUUGAAGCUCAGUGGGUUACCCACGGCCCAUUUAGAUAUUGACAAGACGAUGAGUAUGAAUGGUUACAAUAUAACCGAAUUCGUCAAUAGCAGCGGGGCGUUCAAUAUCACCAAGGUAGAUCUCUUGAGCCCGGAGGUGGAUGGAUACAACUUCAAUGCCACUGUUUCUAUUCGAAAUCCAACACCAUUGACGGGGCAUGUGGUAUUCAAUCUGAGCAUGGGAGGAUCGUCACUAGGCUACGUUGACAUGCCCAAUCUGACACUCGAUCAAGAUGCUAGCGGCACCGUGGUCUUGGGCCAGGUCGACGAGUCCAUGCUUGUUAAGGAGGCACUGCUGGGUAAUGGUGAUUUUGGUACAGUGACCAUUGAUAUAAAGGGCUAUAGCUGUCACUAUAAUGGCGAGGCCAUUCCGUACUUCGCUGCAGCCAUCAAGGCAGUAUCUGUGUCAGUCACGGUGGAUCUACUGAAAUAUGCAUCUAGCUUGUUCGAUUAG
Messenger RNA from Penicillium verhagenii, 1011 nucleotides. RefSeq names its product DUF3712 domain-containing protein. Gene Ontology annotation, cellular component: fungal-type vacuole membrane. The transcript is spliced from 5 exons. The record is from RefSeq and is a predicted model, not a curated record. Lineage: Eukaryota; Fungi; Ascomycota; Eurotiomycetes; Eurotiales; Aspergillaceae. The coding region runs from base 1 to 1011 and encodes 336 amino acids.